UUUUGGAAGAAGAAUUUAAUUAUUUGUAGACAAAAAUAUGGAAGAAGUUGAGAUACCACAAUAUUUUCUAUGUCCGAUAUCACUUAUGAUAAUGAAAGAUCCGGUGACGACGGUGACCGGAAUAACAUACGACCGGGAAAGUAUCGAGAUGUGGUUGUUAACGGCGGAGGAAGAGGCGGAGGAGGAAGCCGAGGCGGUGACGUGUCCGGUGACAAAGCAAAAAUUGCCUAGAGACACUGAGUUGUUGACACCAAACCAUAUGCUCCGGCGACUUAUUCAAGCUUGGUGUAUUGCUAAUGCAAGUAAAGGGAUUGAUAGAAUUCCAACUCCUAAAUAUCCUCUUGACAAAUCCCAUAUGCUUCGACUCGUCCGUCAGGUGAAUAAUCAUCAGAUUUGUAUUGAAGCAUUGAGGAAAAUUGAAGCUUUGGUGAUUGAGAAUGAGAAGAACAAGAAAUGCUUAGAAGAAGUUGGUGCAAUUAAGGCUAUGGUUUCUUUUAUUGUGAAAAGUUUUAAAGAAAAAAAACUAAUCAAUGGUCUUGAACAUGCUUUGAGAAUUUUUCACCUAGUUUGGAGCCCAACAACUAAAAAUGAGCAACUUGUGAAGGAAAAUCAUGAUCUAAUUGAAGCUAUUUUAUGGAUUCUAAGGAGUGAAAUGAUGAACAAUAAUCAAGUUAUUAUCAAGACUCAUGCAAUGAUGGUGUUGAAAAACGUCAUAGAGAUCUCGAGUUCAAAUCUUUUAUCAGGGUUACAACCCGAGUUUUUUCAAGAAAUGGUAAAUAUAUUACGAAAAGAAAGCAAACAUCACAUCUCUCAACAAGCAACAAAAGUAGCACUACAAGUGCUAAUAGAUACUUGCCCAUGGGGAAGAAACAAGCAUAAAAUCAUCGAAUCGGGAGCCAUUUUCGAGCUAAUCGAGCUUGAAUUAUGUAACACAGAAAAAAGGGUUAGCGAAUUAAUAUUUUGUAUAUUGGCUCAUCUAUGUACCUGUGCUGAUGGGAGGGCGGAGUUCUUGAAACAUGCAGCUGGAAUUAGUGUUAUUACUAAAAGGACACUUAGGGUUUCUUCAACUACAGAUGAUUGUGCAAUUCAAAUUCUUGGAUCAAUUUCCAAAUUUUCUGCUACAAAAGAAGUGUUGAUUGAGAUGUUGAGAGUUGGAGCUGUUUCAAAACUUUGCAUGGUAAUUCAAGCAGAUUGUGAAGAUUAUUUAAAGAAAAAAGCUAUGGAGAUUUUGAGGACACAUUCUUAUGCUUGGGGUAAUUCUCCAUGUAUACAAAUUCAUCUCUUAACUUGAUAUCCAAGAUAAUAGAGCCCUAAAGUGGGUCGUUUGGUAGGCGGACUAAAUUAUCCCGAGAUUAUAUUCCUAGGAUUAUAAUUCUUGGACUAAUUUAUGCCAUCUGGAAUGUGGGAUAAAAUAAUCUCAAGUUUGAUGGGAUUUGUAUUGUAUUUGAUUGACGGUCUAAAUUUAUUCUGGGAUAAAUUUAUACCGUCAACCAAACAAUAUAAAUUUAAUCUCACAUCUUAUCCCACUUUAUUCCGCGUACCAAACGACUAAAUUCUUUGAUUAUUCUAUUCAUUUCUUUUUUUAAUUAUACUUGUAUAAACACAGAAAGACUCUAGUUUCUUUAUUUCUGUAUAACAAUUCUAGUAAGGAUAAUAUGAUAGUAGGCUAGUAUGUAGUCCUGAGUGUUUUUUCCUAUUCCAGUAGUAAUGUUAGUCUUAUUUUCUAAUAUUAUUAGAUUUCUAUUA
This is a messenger RNA of Nicotiana tabacum (common tobacco), 1746 nucleotides long. Its product is annotated as E3 ubiquitin-protein ligase PUB23-like. Gene Ontology annotation, biological process: protein ubiquitination. Gene Ontology annotation, molecular function: ubiquitin protein ligase activity. NCBI's taxonomy places the organism in Eukaryota, Viridiplantae, Streptophyta, Magnoliopsida, Solanales, Solanaceae. The record is from RefSeq and is a predicted model, not a curated record.